Molecule: messenger RNA, 5173 nt
Organism: Priapulus caudatus
Lineage: Eukaryota; Metazoa; Priapulida; Priapulimorpha; Priapulimorphida; Priapulidae
Source: RefSeq, a predicted model, not a curated record
UGGAACGGUAAUGCCAACUCCCAGCAACAACGGAGCAGUGAUCGCCAGGGCCAGCAACAAUGGAACGGUAAUGCCGGCGGCCAGCAACACCAGAACGUUCAUUCCAGAGGCCAGCGUCAACAAAGCGUUGAUGCAGGGGGCCGGCAACAACAGAACGUUAAUGCCGGGGCUGGUCCAGUGACAACACAACGUUGAUGCCGGCUGCCAGCGAUAACAGGACAUGCGAGCCUGUGGCGCUGAAUAAGUAUCGGUUGCCCGAGUCACGCGGUGAGCGAUCGGCACGCGCGGUCGAUCGGCCGCAGAGAGGUGAUCCAUCGCGCGGUUUGCAUGACCGCGUGACCCGAGACUGUGAUAAAAAGCUUACAUGUGAUAGCGCGUCUGGGACGCUCGACAACCCGACAGUAUCGGUAAAGAGCGACCCGGUGUGCCGUGAUGGGAAGAGACAGGGCAGCGACUACAGGAAGCAGGGUGGUCGUCAGGAUGGCCCGCAGGAGAGGGCGUGGGACAGAAGAAAUCGCUCGAGAGCCGCGUCAGACUCGAGUCUCCAGGCCUUCCAGCCGUUGAUGGACACGGAUCCCAGGUGUAAGUUCUACCUGCCGGCGGAGGAUGACGGCGUCACACUGCGGCAUCUUGAGCAGCAGAUCGCCGUUACGCAGCGCUGCCUCCGCCGCUCAUCCUUCUCCAUGGAGGCCAGCGCCAUCUGCCACGUCUCCGACGUCAGCUCCGACGUCGCCAGGCAGCAGCGCGCUGCGACCUCCGGCGAUGUUGUGGCGCGGGGCGUGGGCCGCGGCGCGACGGCGGUGGUGGAGGAGGGCGUGGCUCGAAGCGUCGAGGGCGUGGCUCGAAGCGUCGACGGCGGCGCGGCGACGGCGACCUCUGGCGAAGUGGCGCGGGGCGUGGACCGCGCCGCGGCGUCGACCUUCGGCGACCUCCGGGGAUUCAGCUACAACGAGUGCCUCGCCGAGGGCCUUGACACGUCGCUGUCAUCGCUCUCGCAGUUCAGCGACAUGUCUGAGCGAAGCUUCGACGCUGACGCCGACUCACUGACGGCCUUUCGCUCGCAGCACUGCUCGACGCCCGACUUCCGCCUCCUGCUGGAGAACAGCGCUGCCGCGGUGGCGCCCUCGCAGCGCGGCGGCAGCGGGGAGAGGACGACGUCGUCGUCGAGUCUCUCGUCGAGUUUCAGCCGGCUGGACGGCUCGCUGCUCGACUCUGAGCUCGCGGCGUGUGCGUUCUCGUCGCGCGUGCCACGCAGCCCGACAGACGCCCGCGCAGGCUUCCCCCCGCCCGUCGCCGCCGCCCCCGCCGACUCCUCCUCCCGCAGCGCGAAGAGUCUCUCUGGCUCUCUGUGGCGAUGCGAUAAGGAGAAGGAAAAGGCAGGAGAGGUUGGCAUCGGAUUACGAGGAUCAGCUAAGAGGAUACCGACAGAUGCGGAGAGACUGAGCUAUCGUCGAUCCCUCGACAGUGCUGCUAGCAUGAUUUUCCAUCAAAGGACUGGCUUACCAUCUUCCAGUAGUCCUGCUCCACUCAGGAGAGGCAACAGCAGCUUUGAAUUUGACCCAACACUUACUAAAGUGUGUAACAUCAAAUAUGCACUCUCCUGCUCCAAGUUGGACAGUAAGAAUGAUGACGUCAGUCUACCAGGUAGUGGUAAGGUUCUGAGUACCAGUGCCCCUGCCUCGUCAAGCUCCAGUCUACUCGGAAAUUUUGAGGAGGUCGUGCUAAAUGGCAGGCUGGAACCUGUUGGAACUGUAGAGGGAUUCAGUGCAGAAAUAGGUGCAGCCGGUGUGUUCUGGCCAACCCACAUCACAACUGCCUAUCACACUUUCUUCUAUCACGUGUCUGAAGACGAGCCCUCGCCUUUCCUGGGUCAUGUAAAUCUAGGCAAAAAAGGAUACAGGGUUCCUAGCAAAGGCACAGUGCAAGUGACGCUCUUCAAUCCAAACCAGACUGUGGUUGAAGAUGUUUGUGGUGAUGUAUUGACCUCGCGUGACAUGCCUCCAACUGUCAAACGAUCAGUUACGCCACGUAGUCGCGGCUUUUAUCUCGCCUUUGAACUGCUCAUCCUACAAUGUUUAGGUGACAUUAUCGUGUACGGUAAUUGUGUGUGCUCGCUCGAGCACUGGUACGCAUUCGAGCAGAGCCUGAAUCACAGGUUUGCAAGUUCCAAGUCGGGCAAGGUGUACCUGCACACCGACAUCCGCAUGCUCUUCUCACGUUCAGCCGACCUCGACACCAGUGUCGCCACCUACGAACUGCGAUCCUUCACGGAGGUUCCCGUGAAUCCACGUUUCUCCCCGCGCAAGUAGUCGCCGCGGUUCCGCCCCGCGACACGGCAAGCAGCGCCACCUACGAGCUGUCGUCUUUCGCGGAUGUGCCGGUCAACCCGCGCUUCUCGCCCUGCAAGUAGCCGCCACGGCGCCGGCAGUGGCGAGACACGGUUCGAGUGACAGCAAAGUUCCGCCAAAAGCACACCCCAAGUCGCACUGCGCGUAAACUGACGUGUGAACUAGAGGGGAUUGUAUUGGGGUUUUUGCCGAAUGCUCGAUAAGGGCUCACGAUAACUGCAGAAUGCAUUGCGCUGUGGGAGGUGGAUAUAGGCAGGCAGGGGAAGGGGGGUCGCACUCACUUGCGGUGAGGCGAAGCGAGGAUUCCGUUGAAUAGCCGUCGGUGUACUCUCGUAGCUGGUGCUUCGUCACCUGUGAUUUUGUGAUGGGUGUGCGUUAACUCAACAAGUCACAAGCCGCUGGGUCUAAUUAAUUUACGGCAGAGUAGAUUAAUACUAUCUCUCUAAGUGCCUACUCUAAGUACUCUUAAGUACUAUUCUCGCAAUGGAACAACAGCUUUAUGGCACUAUUAUAAUAAUAACCCACCUUAUGUCAUACCGAUUGAUAACCCUUUCCAAUCACUUUUCUUCUAGGGUUUUUUAAUGACACGUACUAUGUCAUUUAUUAGAUAUCGAUAAGCAACAUUCUGUUGAAGCUUGCUUGUGCGAUUAAACAGUGUAGAACUAACAAUAUUACCUGGUGGUGAGGUAGUUUGCGUGGUCCGGUGGUGUCUAUUAUUUAGUGUAGGGGCUUGCAUGGGUGCGUGGAGGACCAGCUAAUUGUUAUGCUGGUGGAACGCUCUCAUAUCCAGUGUCAACGUCCAGCUCAAGUUUGUGAUUUUCAGUCAAUUCUAAAGUUUAUUAAUAUUAUUAUAAUUAUUAUUAUUAUAUGUAGGAAUAGUACAAUAAUUACAAGACCAUAGAGUAGGUACGAUGCGCGCGGCUAGGGGAGCAGGUAGGCCUAAUCGUGUUGUGGUGAAAGUUUAAAAACCUAUUUUACAUAUAUAGACAUUUUUUUUAUUGAAGAUGCACGCGGCUCGGGAAAAUAAUGCUAUGAUGCUAGUUGGGUUAGCUGUACGAGUUGUUUAGCUUUUAAAAAUCUCUUUACUUGUUUCUCUGUGAGGUCCAGCGCUGCAGUAGAUCAAAUACGGCCCAACAGUAGACAGCCUCUGUGAGGGUGUCGUCAGUGUUGGAGCCCUUCCUGGGGGUUUCCUGUUAAGUUUUUUUUGUUAUGUGUGCUGCAUAACGUCUGGCACAUUUAAUUUUAAUAAUUUGACGAUAUUCAAAUGAUUUAAAGUAAAGAAUGUGAUUAGCAAUUUGUUACUCGAAACAACUUUAUUUCUUCUCUAAAGUAUCCAUUAUAAACGCAUGCUUACAAUCGACCCAACAAAAUUUGGCAAUCAAGAUUGGUAUAGUAAACGAGUUUGAAAUUGCUGGCACUGUACUGCAGAGUAAAUUUGCUAAUAUAUUAUUAUAUUAUAGUAGGCACUAAAACAUUGAGUGUUGAGUAUUGCUAUUGUGUGUAACUAUACAGAGUAGGGAGGUGAAGAGUGAAUUUGACGUGGUAGCAAUUAAGGUCUGGUGUUUUACUUGGAAUUUACUAUAAUACGUAUAGAUGUUUUUCUGUUCCCACCUAUGUCGGGAAUCUAAUGCUGAACGUACAAAAGAGAAUGUACUCAUUGCACUAAUAUUUCCUUUGCGGGAGAAGUCGGUAUAGUACACGUGCGCUGCAUCAGACACCAAUGUUUCAUUUCUAAUUAUUCUUACUAAGUAGUAUUAUUAUAAGUAGUCAUGAUUUUUGUCAGCAAGCAAUUAAACUUAUUGUCUCGUAUACGUUUGAGCUUUGAAUCUGUGCUCGAAGGAAUUUUGAAAGGGAGAGGGUCAGUAAAUAGUGAUGUAGGUAUUUUAGUUUUUCUCCGCUUCCGUUUUGGCAAUGGUAUUGUAGUAGUCCACUAAUAUAGCACCGCGUGUUGCACCGCGUUACUCUAGUAGGAAAUAGUUGGUGUUAAAGGAUUUGUGGAGUGGCCUCUUUUGUACUAAGCCAGUAACGUGCAUAUACUUGUUAGAGGGAGGAGGUAUAACUGGUAGGCAUCCAGGGUAUGCGAAUGUGAAAUGGAAAUAGAAAUGAAUCGCGUAAUAAGUUACGUACUGAUGCGGACGGCAUGUUAUGCCGAUAGUCCGAUUACAGUUUUAUGCACGUUUUAUUUUCACCCGCACAAUCCCAGGCGGCGGACAGACAUUACACGCGGCGAGUAAAGCGGAUGGACCGCUUGCAAUACAAUAUGUGAUACAUAUUGAAUGUGUUCGUUCUCACGGUAAGCUUCAACGGGCACUAACAUGUAGGGUAGCGAUCGAUCUGACUGGAGAGAUAUAUGUGCAUAAUACGCGUGAAACUAAUAGGUUCUUAUAGUACAUAUACUGUACAUAAGUCGGCUAUAGGGCAUUAUAGUUUACAGUUUCGCGGCUGCAAGUGACCUGAGCCAGAGCUGACGUUAGCUGACAUGCAGGCGUGUAUUUUUUAGAAUAGACGGCUACUUCUGCGAUGUUCCACUCUAAAUCUUCGGGAUAUCGCCUUAGCUGAAGUGUGUGCGUGUGUGUACGUGUAUGCGUGCGUGAAAGCAUCGCCCAUUGAUUUUGCACGUUUGACAAGCACAGCGUAGUAAAUUAGCCGUUUUUCGCACCAAAUAUUUUUACGUUUGGUUUAGAUCUGACAUUUAUAGUAAGUUUAAUAGAAAUAGGCCAAAAUGCUUCAAGGACCAUUAAUUCUGUGUGUAGCUGAGUAGUGAGGUGUGUGUUAUUACACAUCCUUUAUUGCUAAUAAAUACACAUUUGAUGUAAAAACAUUAA